AUGCUCCUGGCGCGGAUGAAUCCGCAGGUGCAGCCUGAGAACAACGGGGCGGACCCGGGGUCCGAGCAGCCCAUGCGAGCGCGCAAAGCUGCGGACCUGCUGGUGGUGAAGGAGCGCAACGGCGUCCAGUGCCUCCUGGCGCCCCGCGGUGGCGACGCGCAGCCCCGGGAGACCUGGGGCAAGAAGAUCGACUUCCUGCUGUCGGUGGUCGGCUUCGCGGUGGACCUGGCCAACGUGUGGCGUUUCCCCUACCUUUGCUACAAGAACGGCGGUGGUGCCUUCCUGAUCCCGUACACCCUGUUCCUCAUCAUCGCUGGGAUGCCUCUGUUUUACAUGGAGCUGGCUCUGGGGCAGUACAAUCGGGAAGGGGCAGCCACGGUGUGGAAGAUCUGCCCAUUCUUCAAAGGAGUUGGCUACGCUGUGAUCCUCAUCGCCCUCUAUGUUGGCUUCUACUACAACGUCAUCAUUGCCUGGUCACUCUACUACCUCUUCUGCUCCUUCACCCUCAACCUGCCCUGGACUGACUGUGGCCAUGCCUGGAACAGCCCCAACUGCACCGACCCCAAGCUCCUCAAUGGCUCCGUGCUGGGCAACCACACCAAGUACUCCAAGUACAAGUUCACACCGGCUGCAGAGUUUUAUGAGCGUGGAGUCCUGCACCUUCAUGAGAGCAGUGGAAUUCAUGACAUCGGCUUGCCCCAGUGGCAGCUUUUGCUCUGUCUGAUGGUCGUCGUCAUCGGCCUGUACUUUAGCCUCUGGAAAGGAGUGAAAACAUCGGGAAAGGUUGUGUGGAUCACAGCCACGCUGCCCUACCUUGUGCUGUCUGUGCUCCUGAUCCACGGUGUCACGCUGCCCGGUGCCUCCAAUGGCAUCAACGCCUACCUGCACAUCGACUUCCACCGCCUGAAAGAGGCUACGGUAUGGAUUGAUGCUGCGACACAGAUAUUUUUUUCCUUGGGGGCUGGGUUUGGAGUCUUGAUUGCAUUUGCCAGUUACAACAAAUUCGACAACAAUUGUUACAGGGACGCCCUGCUGACCAGCACCAUCAACUGCAUCACCAGCUUCAUCUCUGGGUUUGCCAUCUUCUCCAUCCUUGGUUACAUGGCCCAUGAACACAAGGUCAACAUUGAGGAUGUCGCCACUGAAGGGGCUGGCCUAGUGUUCAUCCUGUAUCCAGAAGCCAUUUCCACCCUGUCCGGAUCUACAUUCUGGGCUGUCGUGUUUUUCAUCAUGCUCCUGGCUCUGGGCCUUGACAGCUCAAUGGGAGGCAUGGAGGCCGUCAUCACAGGCCUAGCAGACGACUUCCAGGUCCUCAGGAGACACCGGAAACUCUUCACAUUCGCCGUCACCUUAGGCACCUUCCUUUUGGCCCUGUUUUGCAUAACCAAGGGUGGAAUUUAUGUGCUGACCCUACUGGACACCUUUGCAGCAGGCACCUCCAUCCUAUUUGCUGUGCUCAUGGAAGCCAUCGGAGUUUCCUGGUUUUAUGGUGUGGACAGAUUCAGCAACGACAUCCAGCAGAUGAUGGGGUUUAAGCCGGGCCUGUACUGGAGACUGUGCUGGAAGUUCGUCAGCCCUGCCUUCCUCCUGUUCGUGGUGGUGGUCAGCAUCAUCAACUUCAAGCCGCUCACCUAUGAUGACUACAUCUUCCCACUUUGGGCCAACUGGGUCGGGUGGGGCAUCGCCCUGUCCUCCAUGGUCCUGGUCCCUGCCUACGUCAUCUACAAGUUCCUCAGCACGCGGGGCUCCCUUUGGGAGAGACUGGCUUAUGGCAUCACGCCGGAGAACGAGCACCACCUGGUGGCCCAGAGGGAUGUCAGGCAGUUCCAGAUGCAAAUGAGACAAGGAAGAAGGGGAAAGACCAACUCUUGCCAAAUAUGCUGCUGAACAAAAGUCCCCAAAGCUGCCUUAACUCUCAGAGGGAGUUCCCGCCCGAGAGGGAGCCAGUCUCUCACCAUAUGAUCUGUUUUCCAGCCUUGGUAAUGUGAGGCUGGAGCAUUCUUACCAAAGAAGUCAUUUCAUAGUAGAGAAGCCC
Messenger RNA from Galeopterus variegatus (Sunda flying lemur), 2035 nucleotides. It is a transcript of the gene SLC6A2, whose product is annotated as solute carrier family 6 (neurotransmitter transporter), member 2. Gene Ontology annotation, molecular function: norepinephrine:sodium symporter activity; neurotransmitter:sodium symporter activity; dopamine:sodium symporter activity. The record is from RefSeq and is a predicted model, not a curated record. Gene Ontology annotation, biological process: sodium ion transmembrane transport; dopamine uptake involved in synaptic transmission. The transcript is spliced from 14 exons. The coding region runs from base 1 to 1887 and encodes 628 amino acids. NCBI's taxonomy places the organism in Eukaryota, Metazoa, Chordata, Mammalia, Dermoptera, Cynocephalidae. Gene Ontology annotation, cellular component: plasma membrane; neuron projection; neuronal cell body membrane.